UAAUAAUGCCAUAGACGCUACAUACGAGAUUCUCGUCUGUGAUAAUGAUUUGUUCGGAUCAACUUUGUUUUUCUUCUGUAAUCUGCAAGUAUAAAAGUUUCGUAAGAUUCUACGCGUAAAUAUAGGUACUACUAGUUGUGCAGUUCAGUCAGUUGUGAACGGUAGUUCGAUACAAAAUGUGGAAGGCAGCAGCGGUACUGGGGCUUGUCGCCACAGGAAUUGCUCUUUUCUUAAGUUCCUCGAGCGAAAUUAAAGUACCAAUCUUUUCGGAAACGAACUGGGGGUUAAAAAAAAACACGAAAGAGUCUACUGAGAUACGACCAUUUAAAAUCGAUGUACCAGUAUCGGUUAUUGAGGAUUUGAAAUAUCGCCUCGCGCACAGAAGAACCUAUGUAGAACCGUUGGAAGAUGCUGCUUGGACGUACGGUAUUUCCACUAAGUACCUUAAUACGGUACUUGAUUACUGGAGAGACAAAUAUAAUUGGUCUGAAAGACAAGCCUUGUUGAAUAAGUAUCCUCAAUACAAAACAAAUAUUCAAGGUUUGGAUAUACAUUACUACCAUGUUAAGCCUCCAAAGGACAAAAACUUUAAAGUCUUGCCUUUGCUGUUAUUACAUGGAUGGCCUGGAUCUGUUGUUGAAUUCCAGAAAAUUAUACCUAUGCUAACAAAACCUUGGCCUAAUAAGAACUUCGUAUUUGAGGUCAUUGCACCAUCUCUUCCUGGGUAUGGAUUCUCAGAAGGAGCUGUUCGACAAGGAUUGACCACUUCUCAGAUUGGAAUCAUAUUCAGAAACCUCAUGCAGAGACUUGGCUUUGAAAAGUUUUAUGUUCAAGGAGGUGAUUGGGGAUCUGUUAUUGUUUCUAAUAUGGCUGCUCUUUUCCCAGAAAAGAUAAUUGGCGUGCACAAUAACAUGUGCUCUACAUUGGCACCGAGCAAUUUCUUCUGGUCACUCGUUGGUUCCUAUUUUCCAUCGUUGGUAGGAGCGAGUGAACAUUACUCGAAAUUCUAUCCUUUAAGCAAAGUUAUGUCAAAGAUAGUAGAAGAAACUGGCUACUUCCAUAUACAAGCUACGAAGCCAGAUACUAUAGGAGCUGCACUGACUUCCUCGCCUGAUGGUCUAGCAGCUUACAUUUUAGAAAAGUUCAGUACAUGGACAAAUGCAACAUACAAAAAACAAAACGACGGUGGUCUCACAGAAAAGUUUACGUUAGAUGAACUUUUAGAUAACGUAAUGGUAUACUGGACCACCAACAGCAUUACUACAAGUGUUAGACUAUAUGCUGAAAGCUUUAAUCCAGCAUAUAUGGCCCUGAAAGUUGAACGAUUGCCUGUAAAGGUACCUACAGCUUGUGCAGUAUUCCCUAAUGAACUAUUGAUACAGCCUCAAAGCCUGCUUCAAGACAGAUUUCCUCAGUUAAUUCAGUAUAAUUUCAUGCCACGUGGUGGACACUUUGCAGCCUUUGAGGAACCUAGACUUAUGGCUGAGGACAUUUUCAACUUUGUGGAAAAAGUAGAAGAAUCUAGAAAUAAAAAAGUACAAUAA
Molecule: messenger RNA, 1544 nt
Organism: Habropoda laboriosa
Lineage: Eukaryota; Metazoa; Arthropoda; Insecta; Hymenoptera; Apidae
Product: juvenile hormone epoxide hydrolase 1-like
Exons: 8
Coding region: 177-1544 (455 amino acids)
Biological process (GO): epoxide metabolic process
Molecular function (GO): epoxide hydrolase activity
Source: RefSeq, a predicted model, not a curated record